Bacillus rossius redtenbacheri is the source of this 1961-nucleotide messenger RNA. RefSeq lists its product as uncharacterized. Bases 414 to 1217 code for a protein of 267 amino acids. NCBI's taxonomy places the organism in Eukaryota, Metazoa, Arthropoda, Insecta, Phasmatodea, Bacillidae. The record is from RefSeq and is a predicted model, not a curated record. The transcript is spliced from 5 exons.
CUACAUUAAUAAUACGGCCAUAUCAUGUAUAUGUCAGUCUUUGCAAAGCCCGCUCAAGUUAAGCAUUCAAACUGCGUGAAAUCAUCGUAAGUUUUUAAUUUCGUGGUGUAAUUUUAAAUUUCUUUGUAAAAUCAGUGUAAGUAUUUAAUAACAUUUAUAAUCCACUUUAAAAGUUUUUUAUUAUAGUAUUAUUUAUAUGGAUGACAAUUAGUCAAAUAGGGACAGUCAUUCUACCACUAAGAACCUAUUUUACCACACUAGUCAUUAUUUAAGACUAAAAUAAAAAGGCAAUUUUGAGAAAGCGUAGCUGCAAGAUCGUCAGUGCCUAGAGUAAAUUUAUCACAACGGCAAGUAAAAUAGGAUACGAAUUUUUCAACUUCGAGAUCAGGUGACAGUGUUUGAGGACAUUUUCAAUGGACGUAUUGACAACUUUUUUUGCUGUGAUGGCUUCAGUUUUUUUUGGAGUAUGUGCAGUUGUCAGUGUGUGUAUGUGCUUCACCACUUUGGGGGAUAGAAGAUGGGGUUCCUUGAUAGGCUGCAAACUUUGCAGGAAGAACGGGGAGAAGGUCUACAUCCUGCAAGGAAAGGAUGCGAGUCCUCGAAUGGGAUCUGGCCAGGAUGAGCUGAUGGUGAGCUACAGUGCCGGGUCAGCCUCCAAGACGGCAACAGUCUUCCACUUCCCUUCCUCAGUCAAGCCGUUGUCUACGAAGCAACGAAAACCAGUUCGAGACAUCAUCGGCAGGGAACAUGAAGAUCCUUCAGAGAGUGAACCCGAACUCAAGGAGGUGCUGGUGACGAAGCCGACCAGCGAAGAAGGGAACAGGAGACCUCGUGAACGCCCGAGCAAGGGAGGCGGGGGCGGCGUGCGGGAGCGCAUGUCCUGCUUCAGCCUGGGCUGCCUGCGCCGGUCGCAGAGCCUGCCGAGCCUGCUGGGGGGGCCCGGGGGCGGCGCCCGCGACCUGGACGACUCCUCGCUCGACGACCUCUGCAGCCGGUUCGACUCCUCCGUGCUGAGCUUCAGCCGCGAGGACAGCCGCUGCACGGAGCGGGACGAGUUCCUGUCCCUGGUGCUGUCCCCGGGGAGCCGGUCGUCGCUGUGGCAGAGCGCCGAGUCGUCGUCCGGCUCCUGCUUCAGCUUCCGCUCGACCAGGACGCUCGUUGCCUCCGACGCGGCCCCGAGUCCUGGAAGGUACAGGCAGCAGCGCAGUUGUGAGUGACGUGCGUCGCUCCCUCGUGAAUGAUUGCAUAGUGACGGUUAGUCGAGCCUCGGCAAACGCAACGUUAAACCUGUUGUCGAAUGUGCUCCUCCAGUUCUGGGUGUGUGCACACGUCUCAGAUACAAGAACUUGUUCAGCUGCACUAUAGCAACAUUUAAUUAGUGUGUAGAUCCUUGAAGAAACACCAGAAUCUCGUAAAAAAAAAAAAAAAAAAUUUUUUUUUUGUUGUACUAGUCAUGAUAGUAAAAUAUGAGAACUGUGCAAUUAGCAAGAAUAUAAUUCUUUUGAUUUCGUGUUUUGUUGUGUCAUAAAGCUAUUGGGGAUAUUGCUAAUCCCAGAAAUUAACUCAAAUAAUAAGAAGAUAAAUGUUGUGAAGGUCCAAUUUUUUACCACAAGUUUUUUUUAAGGGUUUUUACAGGUAAAAGUGUGCAUAAUAUAGAUUUUUGUAUUUUGUAAUUUUUUAUUACCUUGUGCCUUGUGAUUUGUUAAAGAAAAUGGUAGCAAAUAUUUAGAUAUAAUGAAAUAUUUUUUUUUAGAUUGUUGUGUUUUACAAUGUCAAUGAAUGAAAAUGUAAAAAUGUUUGGCAUUCUUUUGGUGUGGUAAUAAUUAAUUACAUUACAGUACUAAAUGUAUGUUAACAUUACCCUUCAGAAUUUAUGAUUAUUGGUUUUGUGUUGAUUAGUGUAAAUACUUAAAACAUAUCCUAAAGAAGAAAUAAAAAAAUCAAUGUUUUUAAAUAUUAAA